AGGGUUGAUGAGUUGAGCUGUUGACGUCCAGGAAUACAAAAGAGACCACGACCAUGUUUUCUCUCGCCGUUAUCGCCCUUGUCGGACUCCUUGGUGCGUGCCACGCCCAGCCCAGCAGCUACAGCCCCUCCAGUGGCGGCUACAGUCCUCCCAGCGGCGGCUACAGUCCUCCCAGUGGCGGCUACAGCUCCAACUCCAACAGCGGCUACAACAACCAGCAACCGAGCUAUGCGCCUAGCAACAGCUAUAACCAACCACCCAGCUACGGAGGCCAUGCCAGGCCCAGUGGAUACGGCCCUGUGAGAACUAGCUACGUGGGAGGAGGAUACGGCCCCAGCUACGGACAUGGUUACGGAUAUGGCGGAUACCAGGAUAACCGUUACGCAGAGGAUCAGUUGGACAGAGCAGACUCUUUCUUGGACAAUCUGGAGUCUCGUGAGACAAAUCAGAUCAGCCGCCUUGGUCGCCUGAUCCAAUCCGCCAACUCCAACUUGGAUUUCAAAAACACUUUCGAUAGCGCCUUCUACCCGGAGAUUCUAGAUCGUCAGAAGGUGCAAGCUUCUCGCCUCAACGACCUUCAAGAUACGAUUAACAGGAUCAAGGCCCUGAGAACGACGGUUCAAGAACUGCAGAACCAAGCUGAAAACACAAGAAACUACAUCGAGAACGUGAUCUACCCAACCCGCAAACAGAUCAUGUACGACAUCUCUGACCUGCAGAACAUGGACAUUGAGAGAAGCAACAGGAUCGCCGAGGCCAAUGGACGUGCUGACGCUAUCAAUGAGAGAAUUGACGCUGUGUCCAUCAUGGCAGCUGACAACUUCCGUGAUCUCAACGUGAUCAAAAACAAAGUGAGGUCGACCAUUUUGUCUGUCAACAGGCAGAGAGGCGCCGUGGCUAACCCAUCUGUUGAUCCCAACGGCCAAAAUGCACCUCCCACUGCCACCGUAGACUUCACCCCUCCUUUUGACGGCGUCCCUCAAGCCUCCCCAUCGCUCAUCACAGGAUUCCAUGUCGUUCGUAACCACUACUACUCCGGUGGCUAUCCAUCCAUCUACUUUGGAAUCGGCGACGAUGUUUGGAACAACCGCGCUGAAUUUGAUUCCAGAGACUCAAGCUCAGGCGGAUUCAACACAGAAAGCAUCAACUUUAAUGCCGCAUUUGGUUAUUUUGAUACCAGAACACUGAAUUUCAAGUAAAUUAGAUCAAAGAGGCAAUGUCCAUUAUUGUUUUAAUACAAUAUUUCACAAAUGCAAAAUAUGACAUACGGAUAACGACCCUGCUGAAAUAAAAAAGCAAACAAUUUGA
Aplysia californica (California sea hare) is the source of this 1308-nucleotide messenger RNA. RefSeq lists its product as uncharacterized. The transcript is spliced from 8 exons. Lineage: Eukaryota; Metazoa; Mollusca; Gastropoda; Aplysiida; Aplysiidae. Bases 54 to 1199 code for a protein of 381 amino acids. The record is from RefSeq and is a predicted model, not a curated record.